Messenger RNA from Hyalella azteca, 4795 nucleotides. RefSeq names its product endochitinase A-like. The record is from RefSeq and is a predicted model, not a curated record. The transcript has a single exon. Bases 200 to 4795 code for a protein of 1531 amino acids. NCBI's taxonomy places the organism in Eukaryota, Metazoa, Arthropoda, Malacostraca, Amphipoda, Hyalellidae.
GCAGCAACAUCUACAGCAACAACAACGAGUAGGACAACAACAGGAACAGUUUGAGGUGCAAAACCCGCAGCAACAACAAGUAGAAGAACAACAACUACUAUUAGAACAACAACGGUUUAAGGGACAUCAAUUAGAAGAACAACAGCGGCAGCCACUAAAAGAGCAACACAAACACAACCAAACAACAGGACUAACAGGAAUGUCUGUUGGACGCGUUACUCUAGCAGCGGAAAUAACAGCGCCAACCACUAGCCCUGUGUGGGCGUCUCUGACCCCGGGGGGCUCUGUGAACCCUGUGAGGUGUGGGGUCCCUGGAGAGGUGGCGACUCCUGAGGGACCUGUGGUCUCUGGGGGAGGAGCAAGGGUCCCUGGGGGAGGACCUGUGGUCUCUGGGGGAGAAGCAAGGGUCUCUGGGGGAGGACCUGUGGUCUCUGGAGGACCUAUGACUGACACUGAAGAGAACCAGGACGACAGCCUUGCAGAGAGCAGUGUGGCGUGUGACACCACGCAAGAAUACGAUGAUAUUGUUGAUGAAAAUCUUGCCGGCAGUGGCGGUAUUGUUGAUGGAAAUCAUACUGUCAGUGGUGGUAUUGCUGAUAAAAAUGUUGCUGCGUAUUCUAGCAAAGUUCUGCCUUCACUUGGUGCUGAAGAAGUUGGGGAGAGCGAGCGUGGGGAGGGAGAUGAGGAGGUGAAGGAUGAUAAGAAAAUUAUUGUGAAGCAUGAUAAGGAAAUUACAGUGAAAAAUGAUGAUGAAAUAUUAGUGAAAAAUUCUGCGGAAAUAUCAGCUAACAAUGAUCAGGCAAUGAUAGCAAAUGAUGAUGAAGAAAAAUUAGUAAGGAAUGACGAAGAAACAACAGCGAUGAAUGGUGAAGAAACACCCGUUAAGAAUGAUGAAUUAUCAGUGAAUGAUGAUAACAAAAUAUCAGUAAAGCUUGAUAAUGAUAUAGUGACGAAGGAUGAUGAAGAAAAGGUGUUGGUGGGAAGUGCAGCGUUUGUGUGUAGACCUGUUGAUGUUGGUGCAUCAACAGGGACAGCAUUUGAAACAGACGAGCUGGAGAUCUUGUCGGCGCUACAGUCAACAGUCGCUGAUAUCAACAAAACUGUUGAAACAGAGCCUGGAAUUGUUGAUUUGGAAAGAAGCGCAAUAGAUACGCAAAUGACAGGAAUUGUGCCUGAAUUGCUAAUGAUCUCUUCUGAAGAAAUUGAGGAAAUUGUGCCUGUAGUUAUGCCUAUGACGGACAGAGAUGGAGCAGUUGGUGCAGAGACUGAGACCGAAGCUUUUGCAGAGGCUAUGGCAGAACCUGGUGCAGAGGCUAUGGCAGAACCUGGUGCAGAGGCUAUGGCAGAACCUGGUGCAGAGGCUAUGGCAGAACCUGGUGCAGAGGCUAUGGCAGAACCUGGUGCAGAGGCUAUGGCAGAACCUGGUGCAGAGGCUAUGGCAGAACCUGGUGCAGAGGCUAUGGCAGAACCUGGUGCAGAGGCUAUGGCAGAACCUGGUGCAGAGGCUAUGGCAGAACCUGGUGCAGAGGCUAUGGCAGAACCUGGUGCAGAGGCUAUGGCAGAACCUGGUGCAGAGGCUAUGGCAGAACCUGGUGCAGAGGCUAUGGCAGAACCUGGUGCAGAGGCUAUGGCAGAACCUGGUGCAGAGGCUAUGGCAGAACCUGGUGCAGAGGCUAUGGCAGAACCUGGUGCAGAGGCUAUGGCAGAACCUGGUGCAGAGGCUAUGGCAGAACCUGGUGCAGAGGCUAUGGCAGAACCUGGUGCAGAGGCUAUGGCAGAACCUGGUGCAGAGGCUAUGGCAGAACCUGGUGCAGAGGCUAUGGCAGAACCUGGUGCAGAGGCUAUCCCCAAGGAUGGUAAAGAGAGCACUGUCAAAGUAAUGGAUGCUGCAGCUGAUGCCAACAUAACGGACGCUGCAGCUGAUGCCAACAUAACGGACACUGCAGCUGAUGCCAAUAUAAUGGACACUGCAGCUGAUGCCAACAUAACGGACACUGCAGCUGAUGCCAACAUAACGGACACUGCAGCUGAUGCCAAGAUAACGGACACUGCAGCUGAUGCCAAUAUAAUGGACACUGCAGCUGAUGCCAAUAUAAUGGACACGGCAGCUGAUGCCAAACUAACGGAUGUUGCGGCUGAUGCCAAAAUAAUGGGCGCUGGAGCUGAUGCCGGAACAACAAACCACGCAAUUGGUUCCUGCGUCAAAACGGCUGGUUUUCUUGUUGAAGCAGCCACAACUACUAGUGGUCUUGCUACUUCUGUUAGUUCUAAAGCCACAUCCACUAGUGGACUUGACACACCGUCAAGUCCACUGUAUACACGCCAGAGCAGUCCCAGCACCCAUGACUCAAAAGGACAAGCGCCAACUUAUCACCCAUGUUCUGAUGAUGCACCAUCUGCUGACCUCUCUGGUCCAAAUGGUGCCGGAACCAGUCCCUCUGGAGCCUUUUCUUGCUCCAAUUCUCUGUCUCCCACUUCUGGUGGCCACAUCAAGACCUGUGGAACAACCACUGACUCCUCAGGGGUUCCAUAUUUACCUGUGCCUACCGUAAGUUCUUCCGAUGGAGACUCGCCAGAAGAAAAGGUGGUGGAGUUGAGCGACUCGAAUGUAGGGUCAACCAGCAUCUGCAAAGGGGGGCCGAGUGUUGAUGAACCAGGCAGUGUGAUCUACACUCAGAAAAAUUGUGGGUCUGAUACAGGAAUACGGCAAAAGUUAUCAUCUGUUGCCAAUUUAAAAGAAGAUGAGAGUUCUGCUAGUGUAGGGAAAGAACUAGGUUCUUGCAGUGAUGAUGCAAAAACUUCGCAUGCAACUUCUUCUCCCGUAUCGGUGAUGGUAAAACCCACAGCCUUAGCCACCGUCACUAAGCAUCACAGAUCCUCGAGUGACGUGACAUUCAAGGCCGGUCUCAAGAACCGCCCCACCUCCACUGCAGUCAAAGUCCUCUCACUCAAGAUAAAAGAUCAGACUUUGAACGCCGGCAACUCCAGCAUCCCUGGGAAAUUUUUUUCGAACACUAAAGUGCCCAAUUCUGGUCUGAGGAAUGAGGUAGAGAGUCUGCGUCGGGCUUCGAGUGGCGUGGUUGAUGAAAAUGAGCAAACUCUUGCCACGAAAGUGGAUGAAAAUGAGCAAAUUCUUGCCUCAAAAGUGGAUGGAAAUGAGAAGAUUCUUACCACAAAAGUGGAUGAAAAUGAAGAAAUUCUUGCAACGAAAGUGAAUGAAAAUGAACCAAUUGUUACCAUAAAAACGGAUAAAAAUGAACCAAUUCUUACCACGAAAGUUGAUGAAAAUGAACAAAUUCUUGCCACAAAUGUGGAUGAAAAUGAAGAUGGAGUCAUGCCGCCAUCUUGCGGGAUCACCAAGAUCCCAAGACGGCUCAGGAAUCCUUAUGUCAGAAGGAGGAAGCGAAGGAGAGGUCGCUGGAGAUCUGCUCGCCGGCCCUCAGGAUCUGAUGAACAGCAAGGAACAAAACCGAAUGUUCCAGGCUCUCAAACACCUGGACACUCACGCGGCUUACAGGAAGAUGUGAAGUGUUCUUCAGAACCUCCUGCGGCAGGCGAGUUUAGUGACAUUCCGCCUGGCAUUGCUAGGUGUGCCACGUCGUCUGUCGUGACAGAGGUAGCACUACCAUCUGUCAUUAAUGAUACAGCAUCCCCGUCUAUAAGAAAUGAUGCAGCACAGUCUAUAAAAAGUGAUGAAACUUCAUCACCCGCCGGCCACCCGACGCGGAAACACGACGAAGUAAAAGAGCCUCAGCGCCAGGCUAGACGACAGAGCAGCCUCAAGGCCCGAGCUAGGCUUAGCGACGCCUUGCUAAGCCAAAAAGCUAAGACCAAGCAAGCUCUGGCGACCCCUGAAGCUGUUGCGCCUGUCCAGAGUGAGGGACGAACAACUCCUCGGGGUCUUGGUGAGGGUUCAGCCAUGGCUGUGGUGGCUAAUACGUCGGCCAAGCGUCGUAGAUCCUCAAUUGGGGAUAGCCUUGAAUCUGAUUUAGAGAAGAAGUCUAAGUUACGGCACUCGCACGCGAUGUCUUCUCGCAGCAAAGUCGCUGAACCAGAAAUGCGAGGCGCCAGUCUCAUACAGAAGGCUUACUCGUAUACCUCCCAACCCAACGUUGACAAUUCAAUACCUGUUUCAGCCUCAUCGCCUGCGGUUUCAUCUAUGAAUAUUUCAGCUUCAGCCAAAACUUCAGACGAAACUGUAACGUCAUCCUCUACGUUGGAAGAAACCAUGUUCAAACUCCUGAACUCAAGUUCGGGUAACCUGCAAGAAGUUUUCUCGCUAAUAGAGAGCUCACCGAACCUGAUGCCUGCGCUACAUGAACGCCUGAACGUCGUGCAGCAGAUGGUCAAUAAGAUGAAUAAUUACCAUGAAACUAUACACAAGAAACGUCUCGGUCCUAGCACUGGUUUGGAUUGUAAUUCAAAAUCUAGAUCAACCCAAACUAGCGUAUCAACGUCUUCUCGAUCCUGCCAAACCGAUACCAUGUCUACCUCAAAGAUCUCUUCUACCUCCGUGGUAUCUACAUCUACCUCUGUAUCAUCAAAGGUUUCUACCAGGUCCAUGUACACCCAAAGUUCCUCCCCAGCAUCAGUGCCCCACCUACCCACCCGUAAGCUGGUCCCCAGCAGGAGGUCUCACCCCGGGGAGAGUGUGCCAGUGUACCAGCGAUGUGUAGAGUGUCUUCGUAACGGCGUGUAUGACAUCACAUCGUGCGUGUAUUGUGACACGUGUGAUGUGCCGCUGUGUGUGGUGCCUUGUUUCAGGGCGUAUCACGUGCUGGGCAAACGCCACUGA